AAAAAACGGAAAUCGCUAUAUUUAUCUUGUUAAAAAUCACAUGAUUUUCUAAACAUUAAAAAGUUUUUAUUUGUAGGCUCUAGAUCAGUUUUCUUGUUAGUCAUGGCUUAGAAUAGAAUAUGGAUACCAGUUAACCGAAAGAUGUCCACUGUAGGCUCUAUAGUUAAUCUUGUCAAUCUUUCAAGCUUUGUAUUGGCUUUGAUUAUUAUGUCUAGUGACUAUUUGGUUGUUAACGCUGAAGAAUGGAGUUACGAGAACACUGAUACAGGACCCAAACAUUGGAAGGAACAUUACCCUGACUGUGGAGGGUUAAUGCAAUCCCCAAUCAACAUUGAGUCGGAUAAAGUUCUGUAUGAUCAAAACUUGAAUUACUUUGAUUUAUCAAGUUAUUCUAUAACACGUGGAGUAAACAUGACCUUGGUUAAUAAAGGUCAUACAGCGGAAGUACAGUACACUGGAGAAGACAUGAUCCUAAAGGGAGGUAAUCUCCCUGAUGACUAUAAGCUUGUUCAGUUCCACUUCCACUGGGGUGAAGAUGACAUCAUGGGUUCUGAACAUUUAUUGAACGAUGAACGCUUUCCAAUGGAGAUGCACCUGGUGCAUUAUCAGAGUAAACUUUUCAAUUUCAGCAACGCCCUUUCGCACCCCUUCGGCCUAGCAGUGCUUGGGUUUCUAUUUGAGAUUUCUGCAGAAAAUAACACUCAGCUAGAUAGUCUUUUACAGCAUUUCUCGAAAAUUGAGGAGCCUGACAUCAAAGCUGAGAUUGAACCGUUCCCACCAACUCGGUUACUCUCUGGUAAUAAGGACAGACUUGACUUUUACCGUUAUUUUGGCAGUUUGACUACUCCUCCAUGCUACGAAUCGGUCAUCUGGUCAUUGUCCACUGAGUUUAUUCCAAUAAGCGUCCCGCAGAUGACUCUCUUCAGAACUCUGCAUAAUGAAAAGAAUGAACAUCUGGUCAAUGGCUAUAGACCCGUCCAGGCACUCAAUCAUCGCUUGGUGACCACCACUAGACGUCCCACUAUGCGUUGCGGGGUCCGAAGUUAUCAUAUGGAGACAAGCUUAUCAUUCAUCCUCUUGAUCGAUUUAGCGAUUGAACUUGUCACUUCACAAUAUAUGUAGCAGUCAGUGACAGUCUGACUUGUUGAAUGCCAUCUCUGGCAGGACAACACUGUUACAAUAGAGCUCAACCAUUUUAAAACAGAGAAUACCUUUCAUACAGUUCGCCACAGAGUUCGCCAAAGAAACAUUUACUUCUAUAGUGUUGCUGCUGUUGAACAUUCAUGAUUAUGCAUCGAUG
This is a messenger RNA of Biomphalaria glabrata, 1300 nucleotides long. Its product is annotated as carbonic anhydrase 2-like. The record is from RefSeq and is a predicted model, not a curated record. Gene Ontology annotation, molecular function: zinc ion binding; carbonate dehydratase activity. Lineage: Eukaryota; Metazoa; Mollusca; Gastropoda; Planorbidae. Bases 142 to 1122 code for a protein of 326 amino acids. The transcript is spliced from 8 exons. Gene Ontology annotation, cellular component: plasma membrane.